AGCUGCACGUUUUGCCAGAGGCCGCAUUAUGCGUCGGCGCAAGGCCAGCCCUGCCCGCGGCGGGGAACCCCGAUGCUGAGCGGGCGAGGCCCCAGCUCGCGCCGAGGUGCUGGUUCGGCUGGCCAUGGGGAACACGCCCUGUGCUGUCUGCUGCACCGACGAGGAGGCCGCCGUCGUGCCCGUGGACGCGUCGUACCACUUCGGCGAGGGCCAGAGUUCGAAGCAGCCGAACGCCCCCACCAAGUUUGCGAAGGAUACCGCCUCCGCACAGGCCGGCUACACCGGCGAGUGGAAGGGCAGGCUCAGGCACGGGCAGGGGAUCCAGGUGUGGCCCAACGGCGCGAAGUACGAGGGCCACUGGCAGGACGACAAGGCGCACGGCCAUGGCAGGCUUGACCACGUCGACGGGGACGUGUACGAGGGCGCGUGGAGGGCAGACAAGGCCCACGGCCGCGGCGUCUACUACCACGUAGACGGCUCGAAAUACGACGGCCAGUGGAAGGACGACCAGCAGGAAGGCCACGGCGUAGAGCAGUGGCCCGACGGCGCCCGGUACUCGGGCGAGUACCGCUCUGGCAGAAAGCACGGCAUCGGCGACUUCUCUUGGCCCGACGGCUCGUCUUACCGCGGAGAGGUGGCGAACAACGACAUCAGCGGCACGGGUCGUUACUGCUGGCGCGACGGACGGCACUUCGACGGGCAGUGGGUCGCCGGCAAGAUGCACGGCUCUGGAGUUUUCUGCUGGAAGGACGGCCGGUCGUACGUCGGCGACGCCGCCCGCUCCCGAGGACGGCCACGGGGUCUUCAGGUGGCCCGACGGCCGCCGCUUCGAGGGCCAGUGGAAGGACGGCAGGCAGCACGGCUCGGGCGUCUACGUGUCGCCCUCCGGCGAGCGCUGCACAGGCGAGUGGCUGGACGGCAAGAGGGCCAACCCUCCCGCGGGCAAGGACUCUGGCGAGGUGGGCACGUUGAAAGAGAGGUGACCUGGUGCGCGGCGGCACCCACCGUCCCGUCCUGUCCCCUCUGAUCUGUGCCCCGCCCCGUUCACGCCCCGCCUUCCACCGUCUCACGGCCAGCUGUGCCCUUCCAGCCUCGAUGCUCCAGCUGGCGCCGGGUUUAAUGGCAAGUCCGAGCGGGAAGAUGGCUGGUUUAGGUCAAGCCGUCUCCCGUGGACAGAAUUUGCUGCUGC
Messenger RNA from Prorocentrum cordatum, 1189 nucleotides. The record is from the annotation of a GenBank genome assembly. NCBI's taxonomy places the organism in Eukaryota, Dinophyceae, Prorocentrales, Prorocentraceae.